Osmerus eperlanus (European smelt) is the source of this 1665-nucleotide messenger RNA. RefSeq names its product procollagen C-endopeptidase enhancer a (gene pcolcea). The record is from RefSeq and is a predicted model, not a curated record. Gene Ontology annotation, molecular function: protein binding; peptidase activator activity; collagen binding. Bases 119 to 1573 code for a protein of 484 amino acids. Gene Ontology annotation, biological process: proteolysis. Lineage: Eukaryota; Metazoa; Chordata; Actinopteri; Osmeriformes; Osmeridae. The transcript has 9 exons.
CUCUCUCUCUCUCUCUCUCUCUCUCUCUCUCCGCCCCUCCAGAUCCUCCCUCCCCCUUAUCCUUCACCUCUUCUCCGUACUCUCAUCUGUCUCUCUUGUCUCUGUCGCUGCGUGUGUCAUGAUGAGGAGUGAGGUCGCUGUCUGUGCUCUCUCCCUGCUCCUGUCUCUGUCUCGGGGCUGGGCUCAGGGCCAAGCAGGAACCAACUACACCAGGCCCGUGUUCCACUGUGGAGGAGACCUGGUGGCAGACUCUGGCUUCCUGGGCAGUGAGGCGUUCCCCAGCCACUACAAACCCAACAGCAAAUGCGUCUGGCGCAUCACAGUCCCAGAAGGCAAUGUGGUCAUGCUCUCCUUCCGCAUUUUCGACCUGGAAGCCGACCCGCUCUGUCGCUAUGACUACCUGGACGUGUACAACGGGCAUUCCAACAUGGUGCAGAAGCUUGGGCGUUUCUGCGGGACCUUCCGCCCCGGCUCCCUGAUCUCCACCACCAACACCAUGAUGCUGGAGAUGGGCUCUGACGAGGGCAACGGGGGCCGCGGUUUCCUCACCUACUUUAACGGGGUCCGACCCCACGUGGACGAGGACCAGUAUUGUGGAGGUAAAAUGACCAAGUCCCAGGGUGAGAUCAAAACCCCCAACUGGCCCGACAACAACUACCCUGCAGGCAUCAGCUGCUCCUGGCUCAUCACGGUGGAACCCGACAGGGUCAUUGAGGUGAAGUUUGGAAAGUUUGACUUGGAGGCCGACUCCUACUGUCGUUUCGACUACGUGGCGUUCUUCAACGGCGGGGAGAAGGACAAUUCUCGGCGUAUAGGGAAGUUCUGCGGAGACGUCCCUCCUGCAACCAUCGUCACCAACGGCAACGUGCUCCUGGUGCAGUUCGCCUCGGACCUGAGCGUGACGUCCGACGGCUUCAUGGCGACCUACAGCAGCGUCGCCCGCGGCUCCCACGUCCCCACGAUGGACCGCGGCACGGGGCCCCGCCUGGACUCCGCUCCCUUCAAACCCGCCGAGAAACCCCAACGGCCGGCCCUCACCACCACCACCCUGCCGUCCACCACCACCACCACCCCCUACGUGGCCCCCAAACGCCAGCCUGAGAAGCCCAAGCCUGAACCAGUCAGGCCCCUGGGGCCAGACCCUCCCGGGGGGAAGAGGGUUGUGGUGAAGAGGCCAAACGGCCGGAGGACAGUCCCCCUGAACCCAAUGUGUGCCAAGGCCUGUAAGAGAGAUGGAACCAUCAAGAUCAGCUUCUGCGCCAGUGAAUUUGUGCUCACAGGGAAGGUGAUGGCCAUAACUCCAAGCCCUCAGGGCGGUUUCAGCGUCAGUGUGUCCAUCAUCAGGACCUACAAGGCAGGCAGACUGACCAUCACCCAGGCAGGAGAGGCCAUGUCGGUCAAACUGGCAUCAACGUGCAAGCAGUGUCCUCUACUGCGUAGAGGUAUGAACUACAUUAUCAUGGGUCAGGUGGAUAAGGACGGUCGCGGCACCUUAAACCCUGGAGCCUUCACCGCUCCAUACAAAGACCAACAUCACAAACUACUGAACAACAUCAACAACCAACCAUGCUAACCCAACGCUCAAACACACUGUUCGCCAGUCCGAGACCAGAAAGAAUACUGGCUUAUAAUUGCCAUGACAACCAAGGCCACGUCCCCCCCCCC